GAAGAAUUUGAGUUCUCUCUUAAAGAGGUCGGAAGUCGGAGCUUUGGGAAUCAAACAACGUUUUUUAUUGUAUUGCCCUCCCAAUCCAAUGCUGCAGAGACGCUUCCUUUGCACCAUCGUUUCCGGCAACCACCAGAAGCCUCGCCGCCAGUGGCCGAUUAGGCAAGUGAACAGGUCCAAUUUCUCCGAGGCUCUGCAGCACAUCAAGGCCCACAUCCGCGACUGCGACUUCGUGGCCGUGUCGUUGCAGAAGACUGGUUCCUACUCUGCCCCUUGGCACCGAGUUCUACCCCUUGACACCGCCGAGAUCGCCUACUUCAAAGCCAAGUUCGCCGCCGAGAGGUUUCAGAUUCUUCAGUUCGCAGUCUGCCCGUUCUCGGUUAGGGCCUCCAAAGUCGUCGCCCACCCAUACAACUUUCAUCUCUUCCCGAGGGAUGAACUCAAAAUUGGCUUGCCUUCAUAUAGCUUUUCGUGUCAGUCAUCAUACUUGAGCUCAAUGGCUCGACAAGGUUUUGAUUUCAAUGCCUGCAUAUAUGAUGGCAUAUCAUAUUUAUCGAGGGAACAAGAAUCUGCUUCAAGAGAACGAAUAGGAAGUCCAGUGCGUAGAAAAUGUGAAACACAGCCUUCCUCUGAUCUUUCAGUUGCUGACUCAAUUUUUGUUGAAAGGAUAAAAGCACGAGUCAGGAACUGGAGAAAUGCUUUUAAAGACUCAAGCUCAAGGGCUGAAGAUCCUUUAAUCAAUUCCCUGAGAAAACUUGUCAUAGGAAAUGAAGAAUACGGAUCAAGACCAUGCUUAACCAUAACUGUGUGCAGUGAACGCCAAGUGCAGCUUGUAGUAGAGAUGCUGAGGGAAUUUUAUGAUGACCUUGUACCUUUAUCGGUUCCAGCAAAAGGUGGGGGUACCCAGGCAAUUCAAGUUGUUUUAACAAGUUCAAAAGAAGACAGGUUACUGUUUGAGAUGGAACUUCAAAAUCGGGAAGAGGAACAAAGUAAGCGGGUCCGUGGCUUUCGGGAGGUCAUCGAUUUGAUUUCUACAUGUCAGAAACCUGUUGUUUCCCACAACUCACUUAAUGAUUUUGCAUUCAUUCAUGCGAAAUUCCUUUCUUCCCUACCUUCUAGCAUGGAAGAGUUCAGGCGCUCCUUGUGUCCGGCUUUCCCCAAUAUUCUUGAUGUCGGCCAUCUAAUGAAGGAAAUGGGGCCCCUGAAAAAGGUGACUAAUUUGCCUGCCGCUAUUUCUUAUUUAAAAAGACGAUUCUUUGCGCCUGUUGAUGUGGAAAUUUCUCACCAAGCUGAUGCAGGUGACAGCAAGAUCCAUGGCCACAAUGUUCUGAAGAUAACAGAAUUGUUUGCUAAACUGUGCUCUAUUUUGAAAAUUAACCCCGAAACUCUCCAACAUGAUUAUGACAAUUUCCCUUCUGCUCUUGAAAGCUCUUCAAACAUCUUCAAUCCUUGUUCCUCAAGUUCCCCCGACCCAAUUGAUGUGGAUGUCUCAGUUUGGACAAAUAACACAAGAAAAGUGGACACUAAUAAUUUGGUUUUCUUGUGGGGAUUCAGAGAUGGGAUGUCUGCGGGAAUGCUAAAGAGACGUCUCAGUAAUUCCCAUGUGGUGUUCUCUGAUGAAUUUGAUGUGCGACUGGUGGAUAAGAGUUGUGCUGUUGUUGUCUUCUGGAAUCCUGGCUUAUCAUCAAGCUUUCUUGAUGCUGUAGAAUCUGGAGGGCUAAACUGUGAGCCACUGAGGGAGAUGAUCUCAGAAGGCCUUCAGGCUACAGGUUAUCAAGCUUAUAGGAGAGCUUGUGAGUUGGGUUUAUGGGAAGCAAACUUAGCAGAUUCUUUGGACAAAGCCUUAGAAGACACUGACAUCCUUUCUGGAACUGGUUCCCAGGAGUCAUUGAAUAUCUAUUGGAACGACGAAUUGAUAAUUAGCCUGGAUGAUCUGUGAAUCAUAUAGGUUCUUGUUUUACCUUUCCUAAGGGAACCUGAGCUGAUGCUUGAAUCCCUCUCUCUCUCUCUCUCUCUCUCUCUCUCUCUCUCGGAGCAGGCACUGGGAUACAUCUGGUGGGUGCCUCCCCGCAUUGAGAAGUAAACUUGUUUUUUGCCAAACUCUGAACUGGACUGGCUUGAAUUCUUCAAAAGUGAGUUCAUGAUGAUGGAAAUUCAGCAGCGUUACCUUUUCAAAGGAAGAGAAAGUAGAGUUCCUAACUUCCUAUUGUAGCAUGAUGAUAUAUGAUGAUAUUUUUUUGUUAAAAGAGUGUUUAUAGAGGAUGGUAACGUACUUGUUCCUAUUUAAUAGUAGUUUAUGUUCCAUUUUGACAUGUAAUUGUAAUUUGCACUAUUUAUUUCUGUCUUUACAAUAGGUUUUGGGAGUUCCCUUUGAUUUGGAA
This is a messenger RNA of Diospyros lotus (date-plum), 2381 nucleotides long. RefSeq names its product poly(A)-specific ribonuclease PARN-like. NCBI's taxonomy places the organism in Eukaryota, Viridiplantae, Streptophyta, Magnoliopsida, Ericales, Ebenaceae. The record is from RefSeq and is a predicted model, not a curated record. Bases 89 to 1939 code for a protein of 616 amino acids. The transcript has 8 exons. Gene Ontology annotation, cellular component: cytoplasm. Gene Ontology annotation, molecular function: 3'-5'-RNA exonuclease activity; RNA binding.